AUGGCACCUUUACCCCCUAUUUACCGUACUUUUGUUCAACCCGAGACUCUACCAGAGAAAAAGAGUUAUCCAGCACCAGAAGGUGUUAGCCAUGUUACUACAACUAUUUACUCCAAAUAUGCUGUUUUCAUUGAACAGGAUGAUCGCAGAGGUCUUAUCCCGGUCCACAAGCUUGAAAAAGCUAUUGCUAAAGCCUUGACCAAAUUUUAUCUCUUUGCCGGUCGUUUAUCACCCGAGCCACGAGGACGAUUUUCUAUUCAAGAUUUUGACAAGGGUUGUCUUUUUCAAGUAUGCGAGUUGCCUGAUUCAUUUGAAGAAUACAAAAAGAAUCGCUUUGGUUAUACCACUGUUCCUGUGGAUGAACUCAUGCCAAUUCAUCGCUAUGCCUCAUUUGAUACACCGCUUGUGGGUGUUCAGCUGACCCAAUUACAAGGUGGCCAGGCACUUGCAUACUCGAUCAGCCAUCGGUUGGCUGAUGGUGUGAUAUUUGCCAGGUUUAUGAGUGCUGUGGCCUAUGCUUUGCGAAAUGAAGAAGUGCCGCCUAUCGAAAUGUAUUACGACUGGCAACGUCCACCAUUGAAAACAAGUCCCAAGUACGACCACAGCAUUGAUUAUCCCGUGAUGAAAGAAAAAAUCCCCAAACCCGUGAUGGCAAUGGAUCCUGGUCCCUCCAUGAAACGUAUAAUUGCUAUUACUGAAGACAAAGCUCAGGAACUCAAACGUCAAAUGAAACAAGAAAUGCCUAAUAAGGAGGUCAAGAUAUCAGUACGUGAUGCUAUUACGGCUUUCAUGUAUCGAACCAUUGUCAAAGCAAGAAGGCUUAAGGGACAAUGUAAUUUGAUCUAUGUGGUGAGCACGCGUAAUGCACACCCCGAUAAACGGCUGCAGCAUUAUUUUGGAAACUACAUUACUCCAAUUACUGUUCCUGGAAAGCAUGAUGAGCUGAUCCAUAGCCCCGUGGUAUCUACUGCACAACGUAUCCGUGAACAUGUUAACAAGGUGAAUCCUGAAUACAUGGAUUCAUUGGAACAUUAUCUGAAUAAUCUGGAAGAUCCAAGCAAGGUGUUACCACCCCUAAGUCAAAUGACAUCUAAAGAUGUGAUGUGGUCCGAUGGGAGUCGAUUUGUAGCUGGCUACGAUGUUGGGUAUGGCAAGCAUAGCAGUGUGGCAAGAAGUUGGAGUAAUCCAAUGCCCGUGGCAUUGGUUGCUAUGGGGCCCAAUUAUAAGGGUGCGUUCGAGUUGAUGGUCCAAUUGGAUCCAGAGAGUAUGGAACGAUUGAUGAAUGAUAAGCAAGUGCAAUACUAUACACUUGGCGCUUUUUAA
Molecule: messenger RNA, 1323 nt
Organism: Lichtheimia ornata
Lineage: Eukaryota; Fungi; Mucoromycota; Mucoromycetes; Mucorales; Lichtheimiaceae
Exons: 2
Coding region: 1-1323 (440 amino acids)
Source: RefSeq, a predicted model, not a curated record